AUGAAAUUUUGCAACUCUUAAGUGAUAUUUGCAUGAACGAUGAACAUGCAGAUGUGACCUUCGUUGUCGAAAACGAGAAGAUCCCGGCGCACAAGACGAUCUUGUCGCUCCGAAGUUCAUAUUUUCGUUCAUUGUUUGGUGGUGCAUUCGCUGAGUCAGCCCAAGCAGAAGUCGAAUUGGAAGUUCCGGUGAACGCCUUCAAAGCGAUCUUGAAAUACAUGUACACCGGUUGUCUAUCGCUGGCCGCCUUAGAGAGCCAUCAAAUUAUCGAAGUUUAUGAUCUGGCUGAGCAAUAUGACUUCAGUGCAUCGAUGAAGAAGAUCAUUUUGGAUUACUUGACGGCCAAUCUGACAUUGGACAAUUGCGGAUCGAUACUCAAUGCAGCGCAUUUAUAUUCCAUCAAAGAUUUACAAACAGCGUGCAUGAAGUUCAUGGAUAGUCAUUCCAUGGAAUUGCUUGGCUGCGACAGUUUCCUGGCGUUAUCACUCACUUCCUUGUGCACUUUGCUGAAACGCGAUUCAUUCUACGCACUCGAGAUCGAUAUUUUCAAAGCGGUGUGCAAUUGGUUAGCACACAACUCAGAUGCUGACGUCAAACAAGCGCUUUCAACAGUUCGCUGGUCAGAACUGAGCAUGGAUGAUUAUAUGAAUAUUGUUGAGCCAAGCAAUAUUUUGGAUCCAGCUCAACUUUGGCAUGUGAUGAAAGAUAAUCGGGCAUCAAGUGGCACAGCAGGCCGUACCCAAUACCAUAGUCUAAACACGCAAAAAGAUGUCGAAGAAAAUAUUGCAACUGCCGAACACGGCGCAAAAAUUGUUUCCGGUGAGAAUCCAUCGGCAAUUUUAAGCGGUAUAUUUAGAGGCAAUUUAAAUUUUGGUUCAGAUUAUUUAGGUUCCACAUAUCAUGCAAUAACUGACAGCCAGAAGUAUCAUGAUUCCGGCUUAUCCAAACCAAUAAGUAAUUCUAUAACUGUAGACCUCGGAAAAGUUACAUUCAUAAAUUAUAUAAAAAUGUUAUUAAUGGGCGAUCGUUCGUAUUCAUAUUACGUUGACGUAUCCGCUGAUGGAAAAGAGUACAUACGAUUGUUUGAUCACAGCAACCACAACUAUAGAUCUUGGCAAUAUUUAUAUUUUCAAUCACGCCCAAUUCGAUUCAUUAAAUUGAUCGGAACACGAGCUACUCGUUUGGUUCGAUACGGGUAUGCAAGAGGAGGAGAUGGACGUGCAUCAUAUCAUGGCUAUUAUUCGUUUGAAGUUGUUGGAUUGCAAGCAAUCCAUAAAACAACUAACUUCCCAGAAUUGGUUGAUGGCGUUAUAAAACCAACGGCAAACGUUGCUAAAGUUGAACAUGGUGCUAAUGUAGAAGGAGCAUGA
Sitodiplosis mosellana (orange wheat blossom midge) is the source of this 1370-nucleotide messenger RNA. RefSeq names its product BTB/POZ domain-containing protein 9-like. Lineage: Eukaryota; Metazoa; Arthropoda; Insecta; Diptera; Cecidomyiidae. The transcript has 5 exons. The record is from RefSeq and is a predicted model, not a curated record. Gene Ontology annotation, molecular function: protein binding. Gene Ontology annotation, biological process: circadian behavior; modulation of chemical synaptic transmission; adult locomotory behavior. The annotation marks the transcript as partial.